Molecule: messenger RNA, 1717 nt
Organism: Thecamonas trahens ATCC 50062
Lineage: Eukaryota; Apusomonadida; Apusomonadidae
Product: Poly(A) polymerase gamma
Exons: 2
Coding region: 7-1620 (537 amino acids)
Cellular component (GO): nucleus
Molecular function (GO): poly(A) RNA polymerase activity; RNA binding
Source: RefSeq, a predicted model, not a curated record
CGGUGAAUGUCGCUGCAAUGGGGCGUGACGCCGCCGCUUACGCUUGACACGGCGACCGAGGGCGAGAAGGCGCUGUCGCGGGCGCUGCGGGAGGAGCUUGUGGCGCGAGGCCAGUUUGAGCCCGAGGCCCAUGCGCGGCUGCGGCAAAAGGUGAUCGGCAAGCUGAACAAGAUGGUGAAGGAUUGGGUGAAAGAGACGCUGCUGGCCAAAAAGCAGCCGCCGUCUGUGGCGGCAUCGGCCGGGGGCAAGAUCUUUGCCUACGGCUCGUACCGGCUCGGCGUCUGCACCGAGUCGUCGGAUAUUGACACGCUCUGCGUCCUGCCACGCGACGCCACCGUCGACGACUUUUUCAAGACCUUCAAGGCGCGGCUGGAGGCGCGGCCCGAGGUGACCGAGCUUGUGGCGGUUCGCGAGGCCGUUGUGCCCAUCAUUAAGAUCGUCUUUGCCACCAUCCAGAUCGAUCUCAUUGUGGCCUCCCUCUCUAUGUCAGCCAUCCCAGACACGCUCCAGCUCGACAACGACAUGGUGCUGCAGGGCAUGACCGACUCGGGCGCGCGCACGCUCAAUGGCUCGCGGGUGACCGACAAGAUCCUCAAGGUCAUUCCGGAUCCGGCCCCAUUCCGGCUCGUCCUCCGCGCCAUCCGGCUCUGGUCCAAGUCACGGCUGCUGUACGGCUUUCUCAAAGGCUUCUUCAACGGAAUCACGCUCGCCAUCCUCGUGGCGCGCGUCUGCCAGCUUGUUCCCUACGGGGCGCCGGCCAAGAUCAUCUCGAUGUUCUUCAAGCUGUUCAAGGAGUGGAACUUUCGCAAGAACCCGAUCCGCCUCGUCCCGGCCCAAGACUCGAUGCUCGGCCUCACGCAGUGGGACCCGACCAACUACCGCGACCGCGGGCACCUCAUGCCGGUUCUCACGCCGGCGUACCCGUCGCUCAACGCCAACACAAACAUCACGCGCUCAACAAUCGAGAUCAUCCGGGCCGAGUUUGAGCGCGGCGAGGAGAUUGUCAACGCCGUCUACGCCGGGCAGGCGAGCUGGGGCAAGCUCUUUGAGCCGCCGCGUUUCUUUAAGAUGUACCGCACGUUUUUCAUGAUCACAGCGUACGCGGCCACGCCCGAGGCCAUGGGCGUGUGGCAUGGCUACGUCGAGUCGCGCCUCCUGCGCGACUUUGUCAUGAAACUCGAGAACGAGCUCCAGAUCGAGGCAGUCCACCCGUACACAAAGGAGUUUGAGAACGUCAUUCCGGGCGAGGAUCGCCAGAACUGCGUCUUUUUCGUCGGCGUCCAGUUUGCCGAGGAUCUGCUCAAGCGCCGCAACAAACGCAUCGAUCUUGGUGCGCCGGCCUUUGCCUUCCAGAAGCGCCUCUCCGAGUGGCCCGACCGCUCGUCGGACAUGACCAUCGACAUCCUCCCGCUCAAGCGCAAGGAUCUCCCGCCGUUUGUCAAGGAGCUGAUGAAGGCUCGCCGGAAGGCCGAAAAGUCAGCGGCCAAGGCUGCCGCAGCGGCCACCGCUGCUGUCGCUGCGCCUCCUGCUAUCGCUGCACAGCCGCCUCCUGCGCCGAAGCGCCCGCUGGACGAGGCGCCGGCCGCCGCACCGGCUAAGAAACAGAAGAUGCUCGAGUAGAGGCUCGAUCAAGUGAGCAGUGGGCAGUGAGCAGUGGGCAGAUGGCAGGGGCCGAUGGCCAGUGGGCAGUGCUGGGUAAACGCUGUUAUUGUGACGC